Molecule: messenger RNA, 2205 nt
Organism: Boeremia exigua
Lineage: Eukaryota; Fungi; Ascomycota; Dothideomycetes; Pleosporales; Didymellaceae
Product: bacterial low temperature requirement A protein-domain-containing protein
Exons: 3
Coding region: 39-2036 (665 amino acids)
Source: RefSeq, a predicted model, not a curated record
CAGACCGCGACACACAGCGGAGUUCCUUCGUCACAAUCAUGACAUCGACACCAGCGACUCUCAUUGCUGGCGCCGAGACACCAGCCAGCGUAACACCUGGACAGCACCAUCCCCAUCAUCACCUGCACGGGACAGGAAGAAGGAUACGCCACUUCCUCCGCCCAGAUGGCAGGAAAGUUCACAUAGCAGGAAAUCCAGAUGAGGCGAGUCGCAUGGGUGAAGCACUCCGCAUGCAGGAAAAGGGUGACUUUGAUCUCGUGGUUCACGGAAGUCCUGAGCAUAUCGAAGCCCUUCGUCAUACACAUUCCCAUCACGAGGAGCGACAUCGCCAGCUCACGAAUGAACAUCCAGAUCUUGCAGCCGAGUUUGAACAUGUACUCCGCGAACUCGAUGCUCUGUCAGGGGAGCUUCACAUGAUUAGUGAACAUGCCGUGCAGCUCGAUGCGAAUUUCUCAAAGUACGGCUAUUCUGCGCACUUGCGCACCAGGGACUCUGGCGACGAAGAAAGCUCCUCUUCUGGUAGUUCGACCUUUGACAAAGAAACCUGGAACGCAGGCCGCAAGCUUGGCGAGACAAUGCGCUUCUACCAAAAACCCAUUGUUCGCCAGUACUUCCACAAAGGACUACUUUGGCGCGCAAGAGAGGCCCAAGAGGUCGCCAGUUAUGAGCUUUUCAUAGACCUUUUCUACGUUGGUAUCAUCGCUAUCACUGGGGACACCGCUGCCGAGCAUCCGGAUGGGAAAUCGCUACUCCGUUUUGUUAUCACGUUCAUCAUGGGCUGGAAAUUCUGGAGCGACAUCAGCCUCCUCAUAUCCUGGUUUGACAGUGAUGAUGUGCUGAGGCGUUGCAGCGUGCUAUUCGUCCUGACUUGUCUGCUUGGUUUCACGACUAAUGUGGUGGAGGCCUUCGAGCACACGUACACGCCGCUAGUUGCCUUCUAUGUCACUUCAAGGCUCUAUCUCAUCCUCAGUUUCUUCUGGUAUGCAUAUCAGAUCCCCAUGGUACGUGCCUCCAUGAUCGGCAAUGGCAUAAUCGCAUUGAUCCCGGUUGCGUUCUGGCUUGGCAGCAUCCACGUCGAGGAGCCGAGCCAACAGGGUCUUAUAUGGGUUGCCAUUCUGUUUGACUUAUUUGGUGGUUUCCUGAUGAUCACCGUUCAAAGGCCAGGGAUGAUUCAGAGGAGGUUGCCAGCGAGCUGGAAGGAGCGUCUGGAGUUCUUCCCAGGCACCAAUAUCGAGCACAGAAUCGAGCGGACAAACGCUUUUGUCACACUGGUUUUCGGAUCCUGCGUACUGGGUAUUCUUUACCAGAAUAGUGCGGUUAUGGGUGUGAAUGCGUUCUUCGGCAAGGCGGUGCUUGGCCUGAUCCAAGCCUUCACAUUCAAUUGGAUCUACUUUGAGAUUGACUCGUUCAAUCUACACACGCAUGCUAUUCGAAGGCAUGUGGCUUCCGCGAUGAUCUGGUUCUCUAUUCACCUGCCCUUUAUCAUGUCCUUCGUCUUGAGCGCCGGCGCACUUGCAGUACUCGUCCGCGCACACGACUGUCCGGACGCUGAUGUCGAAACCCUGUAUGAGACCUUCAUUCCCCGAUCGGAGGGUCACAUUUCUGCCGGCUUACAGUGGUACUAUUGCGGUGGUCUAGGCAUCUCGCUCAUGUGUCUUGCCAUCAUAGCAUGGACCCACACGCAUCGGAAAAUUCCAAACCAGCGUAUCAAGAAGCACUUCCGCCUUCUUUUCAGGGCCCUGGUCGCUAUCGUCAUUCUUUGUUUGCCUUUGGCACAUCUCAACAGCCUGCAGUUGGUGGCCACGACUACAGGGCUAGUCGUAAUUGUACUUGUGCUUGAAUUGGUUGGAAGUACCUGUUGGGGCGAAAGUUUCUGGUGGAAGACAGAAUGUGGUAGGAACAAGUGCAGCUACAGCGCGAGUUGUGGUGUGAGGAAAGAAGAGUUGGAGCAGUCACUCAAAGACGGGACGAUUCUGAACGUGGAAGAAAUUGCCAAAAGGGACCCGGGCGAGAAGGGAAGUGUCGGUGCGGUGUAGAGGGGAAGCGAUUGAGACGAAGAAGACUUCGUACUGCCCCCAGGAACAUUUGAAUAGCCACUUGGCACUUUUGUAGGAUCCAAAUCAUCAUUGCAGCUAACAUAUCACCGAGCUAUAACGUAAUAACUUUGAUUGAGUGUAUACACUCAGAGUGCCAUUGAAGGCAGAG